Molecule: messenger RNA, 2359 nt
Organism: Misgurnus anguillicaudatus (oriental weatherfish)
Lineage: Eukaryota; Metazoa; Chordata; Actinopteri; Cypriniformes; Cobitidae
Gene: crlf2
Product: cytokine receptor like factor 2
Biological process (GO): cytokine-mediated signaling pathway
Cellular component (GO): external side of plasma membrane
Molecular function (GO): cytokine receptor activity; protein binding
Source: RefSeq, a predicted model, not a curated record
UUGCAUAGUACUAAUAUUAGUGACGGAGUUGGAAUUGAAGCUCCCCCACAGAAUCGGAGAGAGUAAGUAGUGAGAGGAAGAAAAGGGGAAGUGGUUUAGGUGUUAUAAAUUGUGUCACCUGUUCUUCGAUGCAUAGGAGAAUGAGAGCUCAUCAUUGAUAAGUAAAUGAAAGAGGAACUAUGAACAGCUGGCACUUGUGUCUUCAUUUAAUUCUUCCUCUGUUUUUUGCCCCUAAACUGAAGGCUGAGGAUGUUGAAGAAAAUGGUCCGUUUACCACACCUGGAUUAAGCGAUUACAGCGAAACUUCAUCUGACGACUUUACUGAGAUUGUCCUGAACGAGAUCGACCCGAAAGAGAUGGACCUGAAAAUUGACACAUCACAUGGUAUUACUAUAAAAUGGAGGACACCAAAAGACUGGGAUGCGUUCUGUUACAAAAGUGAAGUGCAAUACAAGAACCAAUGUGGCAAAAACUGGACGACAAUUGAAUAUGACAACAAACAUGAGCUGAAUGUUUUGAAUCUGCCUACUCUCAGUAUGAAGCAGAAUUAUGAUUUCAGAAUAAGAAUGAAAGUGGAUUGUAGCUUUGAUGGGGACUGGAGCAACUGGACACAUAUACAAAGUUGGGGAAAUCAACCAGAUCCCUGCAUCGAAGAAUCAUCUUCCAAUGUAUGGAUUUAUGUUUUAAUAACUGUUCUGCCAUUGGCCAGCCUUCUUAUCAUUUGCCUGCUAACACGGGAGAGCAUUAGAAAACUGAUCCUUCCUGCAGUACCAGAUCCCAAACAUUUCAAAAGUAGAAUCAUGGACAUUGAUCAGUCUCAAUGGUGGAGCAGCGUUGGACAGUGUUAUGAAGAAUGCAAAACAACAGACGUUGAGAUUGUCAACAAAAGUGAAAAUAAUAAGGAUGACCAGACUGUAGCCAUCCCUGAAGAACACGACACAAACAUGUACUGUAUCUACCGGGGUGAUAAUACAGAGGCACAGUGCCCUCAGAGGGUAUUUGGCUAUAUUGUUCUUUGAAUAUUAUUUUAAUAAUGAUAGAGAGUCACUAAAAUGGUACUUGUAUUGGCAUGCCCACUGACACCUUUUAUAUUUCUGUGGCAAGUGGAUUGUGAAUACAAUGCAAAAUUAUUUGUAUAUAUAUAAAAUUAUGUUAAAAAGUGUGUGUGUGGAGGAUAAACAGUACUGUAAGCCAUUCACCUGUCUAUUGGUCAGUCAGAAUCACAUAUUCGACAGCAUAUAUGACUUAAACUCAAAAUUACAUCAUAAAAACGUUUUACAGGAGCACUGUACAAUCAGGUUGUAUUUGUUUACAUUAGUAAAUGCGCCAGCUAACAUGAACAAUGAACAAUGCAAAUUUAGCAUUUAUGAAUCGUAAUUGAAUCAGUGCAAUUGUUCGUGUUAUUUUAUUGUGCAUUAACUAAUGUUAAAAGUUUUUAAUUUUGAAAAUGUAUAUAUGAUAAAAUUAACAUGAACUAACAAUAAUAAAUGCUGUAGAAGUAUUGUUCAAUGUUAGUUCACGUUAGCUAAUACAUUAAUGUUAAUUAACAAAUACAACCUUAUUGUAAAGUGUUUAUUAAGCUUUUUAUACAAAUGAGUUUUUAUGAUUGUAUUUAUUAUGUCAGGAGUUUUAUUGUUAAACGUCACAAACAUCAUGGAUCUUUUAUAAAGAAAUGAGAUCUGCAGAAAGAGCUGGAGACUUAACAUAGAUUUAAAACGUGUAGAUGUAACCAGGUUUGGUGUGUAAAAGCCUGAUUGUGUUUCUAUAAAGCCACAGAAAAUCCUCUGAUUGUAUUUGCUUCUAACAUCAAUAUGUGUGCAGUACAAUCCUUUGACAAUGGAGGGCACUCUGACUAUCCUAAAGUGUUAAAGAGGAGCCAAAAAAUAUCAAAGCCAGCCAGGAACACAGUCUUCACAGCAUCACAGGCCUCUCUUAUGGGAGGAUGUGCGUUAAUUUGAAGACCGAUUUAAAAGAUUAAUGCGAUACUACAUAAUGGAUGUGAAGUUUCAGUGUGACGAUGUAACAAAGCCAGAGAGCCGCAGACACGCACACCGAUCUGUUGUGAUUUAUGAACUGAUGUGCCGCUGAAGGAGAAAAUAAGCAAAUAAUCAUUAGGAGACAGAACCAAGAAAUCAAAAAUGAAUAGGCCUACAUGCAGGUGAAUAAAUAUAACCUGUGUCUGUACCUAUUGCAGGCUAUAAAAAAAUAACCAGCAUUGUUCCCAAGCAAUGCACAUACAAGGCAGGUCAAAAAGUGUGAGGCCUGUUUGAAAUAUGGGAUUAGAUUUAUUUAAACCUUGAAAGGAGCAUUUGUAUUUUAUGCACUUUUUAAAUACACUGAAAAAAAUGAUUCAUUGAAU